AUUCGUAGAAGACGUCUUGCACGGCUGGCUGGUGGACUGACUUCACAACCUACCACUCCACUUACCUCCCCACAGCGAGAAAACCCACCUGGAGUGUCUACAGCAACACCAAACAUAUCUCAAAAUAUGGCCCUAAGUGUACAGAGCAUGACUCCUGCCACAUCUCCUAUUGGAGCAACAGGUGUUGCACAUAGAAGCCAGAGCAGUGAAGGGGUGAGCUCACUCAGCAGUUCCCCAUCAAAUAGCCUUGAAAACCAGUCUCAGAGUCUCUCCCGAUCUCAGAGUAUGGAUAUCGAUGGUGUGUCCUGUGAGAAAAGCAUGUCUCAAGUGGAUGUAGACUCAGGAAUUGAAAAUAUGGAAGUUGAUGAGGGUGAUCGGCGGGAAAAACGGAGUUUGACUGAUAAGGAACCCUCAUUGGGCUCAGAUGUGUCAGAAGAACAAGCACUUUUGCUGAUAUGUAAAAUCUUCCGGGUCUCUUGGAAGGAGCGUGAUAGGGAUGUAAUCUUCUUACCUGGUCUGGCUGCAGAGUUUAAACAGAAUGCAAAAGAAGUUUUUUCAAAUUGGAAAGACUUGAUCGGCCAGAUUCUAAUGGAGGUUCUGAUGCUGUCCACUCAAAUGCCGGAAGACAACCCAUUUGCCAGUUUGACUGCCACCUCUCAACCUAUUGCAGCAGCUGCAAGGUCACCUGACAGGAACUUGCCUCUUAACCCUCCAUCGAAUCAUGGAACAAGUCCGAUGUUUUGCAGCCCAGGUUCUUUUGGUGCCGGUUCUUUAUCGAGUCUAUAUGGAGCCAGCCCAAGUUCUCGAUCCUUUGCAGCAAGCCAUCCUUCCAAGAUUGCAGGCAGUGCGAAUCAGCAGCCUAAGUUUGCAAGCCCUGUUUCAGUGAUGCCCAGUUCUCCAUGCCAACGUACUAUGGUUACUUGUUCAUCCUCCACUCAGGCCAGUUCUUCAGGACAGCCAUCAUUGACCAUGAGCUCCCCACCCUUAUUCUCAACUUCUCCCAGGCUAAGGAAUGUUGGUACAAAUCCAUUGCCAAUCACACCUGCCUCUUCUAGUGCACAAACUGUGGCCAGUAGCCCUUCUUCAAUCCAAAUGAGUUCUCCAAGGCAACGACCCACCGUAAUGGGUCCACCAUUAUUUCCAGUCACUUCUCCAGCAACUUCCCGUUCUUCUGCACUGAGCCCGCUACCACCUAGUAUCUACAACAACCCCUUUUCCCUUCUCCUCUUCGCUCUUUCUGAUUUACCUGAGGACAGCAGUGAUGAUGAUGACGAUGAUGAUGAGGAAGAUGAUGUUGAUUUGUCUAGUGUCCAAUUCGGUUCCAG
Messenger RNA from Rhincodon typus (whale shark), 1325 nucleotides. RefSeq names its product ubiquitin conjugation factor E4 B-like. Gene Ontology annotation, biological process: protein polyubiquitination. The transcript has 7 exons. Gene Ontology annotation, molecular function: ubiquitin-ubiquitin ligase activity. NCBI's taxonomy places the organism in Eukaryota, Metazoa, Chordata, Chondrichthyes, Orectolobiformes, Rhincodontidae. The annotation marks the transcript as partial. Gene Ontology annotation, cellular component: cytoplasm; nucleus; ubiquitin ligase complex. The record is from RefSeq and is a predicted model, not a curated record.